AUGGAAUUUUUAUUUCCAUAUAUGCAUAAUUUAGGCAGUCUUUAUGAAUAUUUGAAAUCUAAUACCAACACGACCUGGGAAACAAAGAUAAAUGCAUUACAUGAUAUUAGCACAGGGCUCGAUCAUCUACAUGAUAGUAACUUAAUUCAUCAAGAUCUUCAUCCAGGAAAUCUUUUAUUCAGUAGUAAUGCUGAAUGGUAUUAUGACAUUAGAAGAAAUAGAAAGUCUAAGUUUAACGCACAAAUUGAACAAGUUGAAAAAAAAUCCGAAGAUUCGUCUAUAUACGAUGAAUUUCAUUAUGAAUCACAUCCUAAUGCAAUAUAUAGUAGUAGAAUUCUCAAUUUUACUAAUCUUUCACCACCUGUAAAUGAUUCAAAUUUCGACGAACAGCUUGAAAAACUAAUAGAAGCGAAUUCGUUAUCCAAUUCUAAUUCCAAGAUCUGA
This is a messenger RNA of Dentiscutata erythropus, 444 nucleotides long. NCBI's taxonomy places the organism in Eukaryota, Fungi, Glomeromycota, Glomeromycetes, Diversisporales, Gigasporaceae. The record is from the annotation of a GenBank genome assembly.